AAUGCAGCUUCAAAUGUAUUUCAUGCAGAUCUUCAACUUUGCAAGUGCCGUGAUUCGCAUCUUCAACCUGAUUUGCAUGAUGCUGCUGAUUGGGCACUGGAACGGGUGUCUCCAGUUCCUCGUACCCAUGCUGCAGGACUUCCCCGAGGAUUGUUGGGUCACCAAGAACGAACUGAAGGAUGCCCACUGGGCAACUCAGUACACCUGGGCCCUUUUCAAAGCCAUGUCGCACAUGCUCUGCAUCGGGUACGGCAAGAGACCCCCGGAGAGCAUCACAGACCUGUGGCUCACCAUGGUCUCCAUGAUCUCAGGAGCGACGUGUUUCGCUCUGUUCAUCGGCCACGCCACGAACUUGAUCCAGUCCAUGGACACGUCUCGGAGACAGUACCAGGAAAAGUUCAAGCAAGUUGAAGAAUAUAUGCAGUACAGAAAGCUACCUGUUCACCUGCGCACAAGGAUUCAGGACUACUACGAGUACCGGUACCAGGGUAAAGUGUUUGACGAGGAUAACAUCCUGGAGGAGCUUUCCAUACCGCUCAGAGAGGAAGUGAUCAACUACAACUGCAGGUCCCUUGUGAAAGCGGUACCUUUCUUUGCCAAUGCUAACCCAGAGUUCGUCACCGAUGUAGUCACCAAGUUGAAGUAUGAGGUCUUUCAACCUGAUGAUUUUAUCAUCCGGGAAGGCACCUUCGGUGAUAAGAUGUAUUUCAUUCUUGGAGGAACAGUGGACGUGCUAACAGCUGACGGUGAGGUUGUUACCACAUUGCAGGACGGCGCUUACUUCGGAGAAAUUUGCCUACUGACACGGGAAAGACGGAUGGCCAGCAUCCGAGCGGAAACUUACUGCAACCUGUUCUCACUCCACGUCGACCAUUUCAACGAAGUGUUGCGAGAAUACCCCAAAAUGCGUGAGCACAUGGAGGAGGUGGCACAGGAGAGACUCAGCAGAAUAGCACAAAGGAAUAAGAAAAUAUCAACACCCCCAACCACGUAUGGCAAAUCUCACAGCAAACUGAGUCGGAGUAACCUGAGUCUGUGUGCGACUCCCAGCGGAUCCGGCGGCCCCAGCGUCCCGCCCAAGGAGGUCAUCACGGUCCCUAAGUACAAGAGCAUCCGCAUCAUACCGACAGGGGACGUCCUGACGAUCGAUAUUGACGACCCCGAAGACGACUACUCCAAACCAUCUUGACCAAGCUGAGAGUGCAGCCAAUUAUCUUAGAGAGCCAUGUUGAUGUAUAGAUAAUAUCCCAGGGAUUAGUCUUUGGCAGUCACUGUGAACGUAGGAUGAUGUCCGAAGCAAAUGCUGUCCAAUCUGUCUAGAAAAAGGUGUAUAGUGUAUGCUGAAUGUAAGAUACAAGAUCUAUACUGUCUGUCUCCUUUUGUUGCAUGUAAAUUAAUGGCCAUGAAGAUUAUCAUAGUUUGAUGGUUGGAGAGCAGAAAAAGAGGAUAGAGAUUGUGUGAACUAACCGGACUUAAUUCACAUGUACAUCUGUUUAUACUUGUCAUGUAGUAAGCUUUAAUAAAUGUUCUUCCACACAUUGUAACAGGUGGCUAGCAAUGUGUGUUAAAAAAACACUGGUUCAGAGGUAAUUUUUCUGUACAGGCCUCACAUGAUUCCGGAUAAUUGUUUGCCAUUCACCAUACAAUGUUAAAAAAUGUAUCUGUACAUGUAAUGUAAAGAAGUGUAAAGCGUUUUUGUGAUCCAGACACAUUAAGUAAGAACAUUUCAUGCUUGUAGGAGGUAUACAGUCUCCCUGGGAUGAGGUUUUAUCUUUACUGUUUAGAAGUUGAUGGUAGAUACACAAGGAGGUUGAAAACUCCAUGAAAAAGGCCUUGAUUUUUACAUCUUUAUGAUGUCAGACGUCACAGAUGAAUGCCUUCUGCAGGCCAAGACAAGAUGGUGUCAGAACAGUGACCUUUCAAGAGUAUGUGGAUUGAAACAAACUACAUUACCCCAAAAAUGAUUGAGUUUUCUAGUAUCUUUGUUAAAAAUCAUGAAUGCCCACUACCUAUCAAUGUGUUGUUAUUAUCCUUUAUGUUCUGUCCUUAUGUCCAGAGUUAAACAAAGGCACAAGUAUACUGAGUACACCAGAUCAUUGCUGUGUGAAACUAGUGAACUUAGUCAUUUAGAGGAAACAUAUAUAACUACUGUAGCAUAUCAAAGGUUUCAGGGACUUACACGCCAGCAGAUAUCACUUGUUUGGUUUGUUGUUAACGGUUGUGAUAAGGUUAUCUGUAGCAUGUGUCUGUAUAUUGGAAAGCUAUAUAUUAGGAUGUACAUGUAUAUCAAUGGUGCAGAGGACUUGCCAUGGGUAACCCAUUAACAGCAGAUUAGAUGCAUCUCUAUUAGGGCUGCAUACUGGCAUGGGGUACUGGUAUGACACCAUGAAAAUCUGUAAAUGUACUGUACAUGUACCAAGAUAAAAUUAUUCAAUACUCAAUUAUAUCAUUUUUUGACUAAAAUAUGCACAAAACAUACCCACCUCAAAGAUGCAAAAUAAUAUAAUUUAGCACGGGAAAAAGAUGAAUACAUUGUAUGGGCAUCAGCCCAUCUUUGAUUUGAGAUCCUUUUGCAAAAGCAGGUUCUUUGCAUGGGAAUACCAAAAGACCAACUAAACAAUCUGUUAACUGUAAAAUUUGUCAUUAUUAAAGAUUGCAGGUUGUUUUGUUUAACUGUUCAGGUACAUGUCUGGACCUGUACCUUACAAAUGUAACUCUGUUCCAGUACCUGAUGCUACGUUUAGGUAUGCAGCCCUAAUCUCUAACCCAUUUCAAAUCUGAUUUGAAAACCUGCCAGCAGCCAAAUUGAGUUUCCACCAUGUUUUGAGGCAGCAUUAAAAAUACAUUUUGUGAAGGAAGUCACACAGACAUCUAUAAUCCACCUAGUUAUAAAGACUAUCUUUAACUGGCAUGUACCAUGUAUCAACGAAGACUGAAAGUUAUGAAUAUAUAUGUGGUUGUGCCUUACCUUCAAAUUCAACACUGAUUUUUUUUGGCUUCAUGGAAAAUCUAGGUGAAAACCUGUCUAUGCUGACUCAUAGAUCAAAAGAACCAAAAGUACAAAUCUUAACAAUCUCUGAUUUGAACACGAAAAAGGUUUUCACGAUUUAUUUAUAGUCAAAUCAGAAGUAUAGAGACAAGACACAAGAAUGUGUGCCACUAAUCUAAUCUGCUGUGAGUGCCAGAACCUAUCCUGCAGGACAGGGGGAACAUAUAGGUGUCAACAGUCCUAAUGAGUGUGUUUGCUGUGAAUAUGCAAUUAGUAGUCAGAUUCAAGAGCUGACCUCUACGGAGAUCUAUCUAAAAAUAUGCAAAUUGCUAGACUGGAGGCUAGAUAUAGACUUUCUUUAGACCACUGUGUAUAGUGCCUGGACAAACACUUAGAUGCAAGAACUCUUUUUGUACAGCCAAUCUUCAGUAUAUUUUCUUUCUUGUAGAAUCAUUGAUGACACCCAGGGUUACACAUUAGCCUGGGGUAUGUGUUUAAAAGCAUCUUCAUUUUAUCCAGUGUUGUGUAGAUGUACAAAAUGUACCAGUGGCUGGCUGCAGUGUUACCUUGAGAUAUCUCUAGCAUGUACAUUGAUGUUUGUUCAUUGGAAGUACAUGUCACUGUCUAGGUACUAACAGUUAUUUUGGCAUGCACGAGCACAGGUAAGUAGGGCCAUUGGGCCACCACCAUUGCCAGUAACAACAUUAACACUGUCAGACAUUUGAAGCCUACACAACAACACUGGACAGGUGCUUCCUGUCUUUUCACUGGCCUGAUGCUGGCAAAAAAGCCAACCAUUCAUUCACGACAAAAACAUUCAUGACAAAAGCACCUCAGAGAACAAGCCAAUCACUGGUUUACCCUGUUUUGCAGUUUACAAAUUUGCCUGAUGACCCUUUAGUGAUAGCAAAUAGAGAAAUAGUUGAAAAACAUAAUCUCCAAGCAGAUCUUCCAGCUGAAUGUUUUCUCUGACUGCCUUGUUUUCAGAUACACUGUCCACAGAUAUAUUUUUGCAGUUAAAAUUUUUGCAUGUUAAUGAAUGAACCCUUUCUGUCUCACAACAUAU
This is a messenger RNA of Branchiostoma belcheri (Belcher's lancelet), 4055 nucleotides long. Its product is annotated as potassium/sodium hyperpolarization-activated cyclic nucleotide-gated channel 2-like. Gene Ontology annotation, cellular component: membrane. The transcript is spliced from 8 exons. The record is from RefSeq and is a predicted model, not a curated record. NCBI's taxonomy places the organism in Eukaryota, Metazoa, Chordata, Leptocardii, Amphioxiformes, Branchiostomatidae. Bases 2 to 1189 code for a protein of 395 amino acids. Gene Ontology annotation, biological process: transmembrane transport; monoatomic ion transport. Gene Ontology annotation, molecular function: monoatomic ion channel activity.